Messenger RNA from Debaryomyces fabryi, 783 nucleotides. RefSeq lists its product as uncharacterized. The transcript has a single exon. The coding region runs from base 1 to 783 and encodes 260 amino acids. Gene Ontology annotation, cellular component: cytosol; nucleus. NCBI's taxonomy places the organism in Eukaryota, Fungi, Ascomycota, Pichiomycetes, Serinales, Debaryomycetaceae. The record is from RefSeq and is a predicted model, not a curated record. Gene Ontology annotation, biological process: proteasome assembly.
AUGAAUUCAAAUAGUAGAGUAUUCAAUGCUCUUCCUGGUAUAGUAUUAUCUGACUUAGCAGACUCUACAUUAAUAAUUCCGUCUAUUUCGAUAGGGAAUAUUCCACAAUUGGCAAAUGAUCUUUUGAUUCAUUCAUUAAAUUUCAUAAAAAUCGGGAGUCUUAACGAUACUUAUUUAUACCCAUUUGCAUCCCCAAUAGACACCCUGGCAGAUAUUGGACAAAAAAAAGGAAUUUCUACUGCUGUAGAAGUUUAUCACAAUAAAGAAUUGAAAUUAACAAUAAUUCAACAAAGAUCUCCAAUUAUUUCUGGCUGUACCAAGACAUACGUAAAUGAAGUUAUUCUUCCGUUUAUAAAGGAAACUAAGAUGGUGAAAUUUUUGAUAUUAGAUUCAUCAGAUGCUGGUUUAGUAGAAAACUUGUCUCCGGGAACAAUUGACUUCUAUACAAACGAGGACUUAUUGAAUAAAUCACUUGAGACGUUAAAGAUAGGUCUGGGUGAAGCAAUUCAAUUAAGAAAUGAUGAUUAUAGUCACUCAAGCUACAUACGUUCAUUAAUUAUGUAUUUACAUUCUGGAGACCUGUCCGCAGAUUUCGAAGUAAAUGUUCUUGUCUCAUAUGUUUAUGAAGGUGAUAACUUUUUUGACGGAGAGCACUUAGCCAAUAAGACCAUUGAGGUAUUGAAUUUAUCACCAAUUGAAAAUUGGAUAAGACCAAGAAGUUGGUCAGGUGUCUAUGGUGAUAGGCAAGUGCCUAAUGCAAUGGAAGAAGGUUUAUUUGGUUAA